AUGUCAUCCGGUGGGCAUUCAUCGGUGGUCGUUGGGGUGGUCGGAGUAGUCGAUGUGGUUGGAGUCGUAGGCGUAGUUGGCGUUGUAGGAGUUGUGGGCGUAGUGGGCGUUGUAGGAGUUGUGGGCGUAGUUGGCGUUGUAGGAGUUGUGGGCGUAGUUGGCGUUGUGGGAGUUGUGGGCGUAGUGGGCGUUGUAGGAGUAGUCGGCGAAGUUGGGGUGCUCUCAGAAGUCGGAGUAGGCUCUGAGCUUGGCGCUGAAGGCGUUGAAAUUGUUGUAAUGAUCCGCAAAAAGUCGGUUGUCCCUGUGGUCUUGGGAGCGUCGUCUCCCUUGCAGAAUCCACAAGUUUUCCGGCAUUUUCGUCGCAUUAUAUUUUUGUAG
Molecule: messenger RNA, 378 nt
Organism: Bursaphelenchus xylophilus (pine wood nematode)
Lineage: Eukaryota; Metazoa; Nematoda; Chromadorea; Rhabditida; Aphelenchoididae
Source: the annotation of a GenBank genome assembly